Molecule: messenger RNA, 1503 nt
Organism: Sabethes cyaneus
Lineage: Eukaryota; Metazoa; Arthropoda; Insecta; Diptera; Culicidae
Exons: 3
Coding region: 1-1503 (500 amino acids)
Source: RefSeq, a predicted model, not a curated record
AUGCAAACAAUAUUGACUGACGCAAAAUUAAUUACAGCUUCAUUGAUUACAGAUAUGCCGUUUGCCGUAGUCGAGACUACGAACGCAAGGGGCCACAAUGAGCUUUCGGCGGUGCCAGAAAAAUGGAUCCGAAGCUCCAAAUCCGGAAACAUUAUGCUGUGGCACAAUUCACAACGAGUUCAAGAUGUGAAAAAAAUGCUUCGGGAUGCCAACAUCACCCCCAAAAAAGCAUGGCUAAAAUAUAAAUGUACGAUCAAGCGGAAUGGCAUCCGGUCCUACGAUGAGGCGAUGGGCUUAUGUGAGGAACUAUCCGGCGAGUCCUCAUCAGAUGCGCGGGCAGCCAGCAGCCAACGUAAGAAAAAGGUUAACCAGAAUCUUGUGAGCUUUCAAAACAUGCUGAUUCUGGAUAGUACAGGUCUGCCUCUACCUCCAGUAAUUGCAAAGCUGGAACCACCAGUUGCUCCACUACGGCCAACUGCCGCACCGUUGCAGUUACAACCCAUACCAAUGCAACCACCACUCGCUUUACCGCAAGCACCAGUUACUCCUCCGCAAGCACCAGCCGCACCGCUGCAAUUACAAGCCAUUCCGAUGCAGCCACCAGUCGCUCCGCUGGAAACACCGGCAGCUACUACUAAAAAGCAUAUGUCAGCGGCUCAUGUGCUGACGGACAUAACAUCGCAAGAUAUCUUGAAGGAAUUGAUGGGAGUAAAUCAUCGCUUGGAUCUUCUUGAGAAGCGUACAGCAGACAUCGCCAUUCAAAAUGAAUUUAUCCUUGAUGCACUCCGAAAGCAGAAUUCCCGCACGAUGAUUGAAGAACAUCUAGAAUUUUGUUUUAAACCUAUUGAACGAGAGGAAGAGCUAGCUGAUCUGGAGCUUAACUUGGAGGAUAACGACUACAAAUCGAAAAUUGUCAAAUGGCUGCGUGUACAUUAUAGCGGUGAUUGUGCAGAUAACCGCAUGCUACGCGUUUUGGAUCUGUUGAUCAGCAAAGAAAUGCAAACGAAAUGCACCUGGACUGGAGCCAGCCGAAAGGGACCAAAAGUAGCGAUCAUGCCCAACCGUAAUAUGCUGCAGCUUUUUGUACAAAUUGGGAGUGACGAUUCGGAAGUGGUUACCCACCAGAAGCUGACCAGAUUUUUUAUGAGGAAGCUUAAGAACUCCCUUAAGCGACUAACCACUACAGGUAAACGUCGAGGAACCAAACAUGUUAGAAAAAAGAAGGCUGACAAUGAAGUGGUCGAGGGUGAAUCUGCACCUGGGCUGAAUAAAGCUACAUCCGAUGAGCAUCGACCAAAACAUGAUAAUAAACCGCAGAGCCAAGUUGUGGAGGAUCCAUAUACUGGAUCAAAUGAUGCUUCAUCAAGCGGACAACAAGCAGCAUGGACUGAUGAACAGGACAACAGUUGCAGUGAUUUUGGAUCUGAGUCAGAUGCUGGUUCGGUCGUCGAUUCAUCUGAUGCAUUAGAUAAUACUGACAUGGUAUCGGAUACUACCGAAUAA